Symbiodinium pilosum is the source of this 951-nucleotide messenger RNA. The record is from the annotation of a GenBank genome assembly. Lineage: Eukaryota; Dinophyceae; Suessiales; Symbiodiniaceae.
AUGGCGGCACUCGACUACCACGAUGACCCUCGAAUGAUCGCCUCCUCAGAGAGGAAGAUGGCUAUCGUCGCAGACCUUGAACAUCCAAUCCCUCCCACUUCUCGUUUGGCAGCGGGUUUGUUGCAGCUUCGUCCAACACCGCCCGCUCCAGCAGCUGUUUUCAAGCCUGUGGGGAUCAAGCUGCCCAAGCCAAUGUCUCCGCGCAGCAAGGAGUCUGUGAUGCAAUGUAUCAGGGUUAGCUAUGUCAGCCAUGUGCGUCGUAUUGUGGGCGGCUUGGGCCGAGAGAUUUUCAGUGAUGGCAUCACCACCGUGUUGCCUGGCCGAGCGUGGGUGGUUCCCCUGCUGCUCAGCAGCGAUGAGUGCUCGGACGUCGUCCGCAUGGGUGAAGAGUUUGGGAUAGAGCCUCCCAGCGGAGUUGGAGGAGUUACAGGGCUCCGCACAAGCAAGCGGACCGCCAACUACUGCAAUCCUGAACUUGCAGAGCGGGUCGCGAAGCGCUUGCCCGAGGCCCUCCUUGGAGCUGUGGAGGAGACCAAGCCGUAUACCUGUGUUCGCGGGAUCCAUCCCAACUGGCGCAUAGCUCGCUACGAUGCUGGGGACUUCUUCUCGGCCCACUACGAUCAGGCAGACUCUUUGACGGUGCAGGCUGGAGAGGGAAAGGAGCGGUAUGACUCAAGUCACACGCUGCUGAUCCUGCUGUCCCAGCGUGGCGAGCUCCGGGGUGGCAAUACACGACUCUGGCCAUCAGGAAGCUACGAUGACACCGCCAUAGAUGUGGAGCUUCCUCAAGGCUACGCCCUGGUCUUCGAGCAUCGCUUGCUUCACGCCGGGCUAGCCAUUCAAUCGGGGACGAAGCACAUCGCUCAGGUCGGGAUCCUGCGAGGAGCACCCCAUCGUGUCAGCGGCCCACCCUCGAUCUUUCGCUUCGGGCCUGGGCUGACCUACUAUUGA